Messenger RNA from Caenorhabditis bovis, 453 nucleotides. The record is from the annotation of a GenBank genome assembly. NCBI's taxonomy places the organism in Eukaryota, Metazoa, Nematoda, Chromadorea, Rhabditida, Rhabditidae.
AUGAUCGCUGUAGGCGCUAUUUGUAUGGAAGCAGUAACGUGCGCCUUCGGAAUCCCUCGAGGGACCGUGCUUCGGCCGGACGAAGAAGCCUAUUUCUACCCUUUAACUUCUCAUUUUUCAUGAGCUGUUGCCGGAUCAGCAUUCACCGCCGAAAACGAACAACAAGCAUUUAAUGACGAUCGAACAAUUGUGAAACGCGGAGGUGCCCGAGCUUUCUAUGGGUUCUACAAUUCGGCCAAUUCAAAAAGGGACGGCAUUCCCUCGUUACCGUACUAUUUGUACGAGAAACGAGGAGGUGGCCGAGCAUUCAACCACAACACUAAUCUCUUCAACGGAUUCGACAAACGUGGCGGAGGUCGCGCUUUCUCGGGCUCAUGGUCUCCAUAUUUUGAGCGAUUCUACGACAACAAACGAUCAGCCUUCCCGCUAUUCUACGAAAGUCAAUAUUAUUAA